AUGCAAAUUUCCGCUUCUUUAUCUCUUUUAACUUUGGUUGCCAUUGCUCAAGCAGCAAAGGAGUUUGGCUUAGUUACUAUUCGUUCUGGUUCCCAAUUACAAUACGCAUCUGUCCUCACUAAGGACAACGACCCAACACUUUAUGUUGGUAGCGGUGGAGAUGCAAGAUUCACCUUGAAUGAUGACGGUUCUUUUGCUGGAAGCGAUGGAAAGAAAUUCGGAUUUACCGAUGCUGGUGUUGCUACUGAAGAGGGAAAUGGAAUCACUGCUUCCACUUCAUUUGGACUUGAUGGCGAAAGCUUGACCUACGAUGGAAAGCAGAUUUACAGAGCUUGUCCAAAUGCAAAUAAAGACGGCUAUGUUAUUUCUAUUAAGGAUUGUACUGAUGGAUUGGGUGUCAUUUUACAUGCAGUUGACAUAAAAGAUGUCGAAUCAAAGGAAGAAGAAUCAAAGGAAGAAGAACCAAAGGAAGAAGAACCAAAGAAAGAUGAACCAAAAGAAGAAGCUCCAAGUGAUGAACCUAGCAAUUUUGGACUCAUAACUAUUCAUUCUGGAAGUAACGUUCACCUUGCCACAGUGAAAAAGGUAGAUUCCCACCCACACGUUUUCUCUGUUGGUGGGGAUGAAGGAAAAGAUUUAACUUUAUCAUUUAAUUCUGACGGUUCGUUGCACGAUCAAGAUGGAAGAGGAGUUUAUGUUGACCCAAACACCGGCGAAAUUGGUAAUGUUGACCCUUGGGGCCAACAAAGUGCAUCAACAGGAUUCUCUGUUGAAAAUGAUGACUUGCAAUUUCAAGGUGGUGACGGUUUCUGGGCUUGCCCAUCUGGUGACAAUAAGUUUUCUUUGUCAAGAAAGGAAUGUACUGGAGGCACCGGUGUUGCCUUACAAGUCGUCAACUAA
Molecule: messenger RNA, 900 nt
Organism: Dujonia railenensis
Lineage: Eukaryota; Fungi; Ascomycota; Pichiomycetes; Serinales; Debaryomycetaceae
Source: the annotation of a GenBank genome assembly